AUAUUGUUUUUGAAUGGUAUUUAAAAUUAACUAUAACUGAACAAAAUACUUUGGGUGGAAAACAACAAGAAUUUUUUCAUUGGAUACCAUAUAAAAAAUUUAAAAAUGUUGAAGAGAUAGGUAAAGGAGCAUUCUCUACUGUUUUUAAAACAAAAUAUUUAAACAAAUACAGGUCAUAUGAAGAAUUAGCAAUUAAGCUUGUAAAAGAUUCUAAUAAAAGUAAAGAACUAUUUUUAAAAGAG
Dentiscutata heterogama is the source of this 242-nucleotide messenger RNA. The record is from the annotation of a GenBank genome assembly. NCBI's taxonomy places the organism in Eukaryota, Fungi, Glomeromycota, Glomeromycetes, Diversisporales, Gigasporaceae.